This is a messenger RNA of Plectropomus leopardus (leopard coralgrouper), 674 nucleotides long. The record is from RefSeq and is a predicted model, not a curated record. NCBI's taxonomy places the organism in Eukaryota, Metazoa, Chordata, Actinopteri, Perciformes, Serranidae.
CAGGAGGAGUCGUGCUGCGUCACUUCCUGUGUGUAGCAGUAAUAAAGGCCUGGCGGGAGACCGGCUCCGGUGCUUUGGUUUGUUCGGUGAAUCCGGUUGAAUCGGAGCCAUCAGAACCGCGAACAUGACGGUGGGGAAGAGCAGUAAGAUGCUGCAGCACAUCGACUUCAGGAUGAGGUGCAUCCUGCAGGACGGACGCAUCUUCAUCGGCACCUUCAAGGCCUUCGACAAACACAUGAACCUCAUCCUGUGCGACUGCGACGAGUUCAGGAAGAUCAAGCCGAAGAACUCGAAGCAGCCGGAGCGCGAGGAGAAGAGGGUUCUGGGUCUGGUUCUGCUGAGGGGGGAGAACCUGGUCUCCAUGACGGUGGAGGGCCCACCCCCUAAAGAUACUGGGAUCGCCCGGGUCCCAUUGGCGGGCGUGGCUGGCGGUCCAGGUGUUGGCCGUGCGGCAGGUCGCGGCGUCCCUGCGGGAGCGCCAAUGCCUCAAGCUCCGGCCGGACUGGCGGGGCCGGUCAGAGGAGUGGGCGGUCCUUCGCAGCAGGUGAUGACGCCGCAGGGCCGAGGGACGGUCGCCGCCGCCGCCGCAGGAGCCAGCAUUGCCGGUGCGCCCACGCAGUAUCCACCGGGAGGGGGACCCCCCCCCCCCAUGGGCAGAGGAGCCCCGCCUCCAG